Molecule: messenger RNA, 2484 nt
Organism: Phaeodactylum tricornutum CCAP 1055/1
Lineage: Eukaryota; Bacillariophyta; Bacillariophyceae; Surirellales; Neidiaceae
Exons: 3
Coding region: 1-2484 (827 amino acids)
Biological process (GO): cGMP biosynthetic process; receptor guanylyl cyclase signaling pathway; intracellular signal transduction
Molecular function (GO): 3',5'-cyclic-nucleotide phosphodiesterase activity; guanylate cyclase activity; peptide receptor activity
Source: RefSeq, a predicted model, not a curated record
AUGAAUGUUGCCGGAGUCAAAGGGAACAAUGGCAAUCACGCAGAUUUGGAAGAAGUCAGGGAGAUUACUGAUUUGCUGGCAUUUUGUGGAUGCCGAAAGGGUUCACAGGAUCAUCAGACAUACCAUGAUUUGUUUGUGACAAGCGUGGGGAACGAAACUGUCGGAGAAAGACCGCAUAGUUUCAUGUACACGCCUGUCUAUCGUGAACUCGGAAAUUAUAGCUCUCCAAUGGUAGGAUUAAUUCUCUCUACAUUUGCGUUCGAUCGCUACAUGGCAGACUUGCUUCCUGACAAAGUCAGCGGAAUAUAUGCUGUGCUGGUGAAUUCUUGCGGAGAUUCACAUACGUAUGAGUUGACGGGUAGCCGCGCCAUCUAUUUAGGCAGUGGAGAGCUAUAUGAGCAAGCGUAUGCCAACCUUGAGGUCACGGUGCCUUUUUCUGCAUACAAACGUCCGAGGCUGCAAGCAGCAUCGAAGGACACUGCUUGUUUCAGCUUCGUUUAUAUCCGGGGAGCUCGUUUGUCGAAGGUUAUCGAACCAAUCAACCAACAAUCUUUGCAACAGCUAUCGCUGUUACUAUUCAAGACGAAACCGAUCGCUGAGCUUUUCCCAGAGACCACGAUAAUGUUUGCAGAUAUUGCAGGUUUUACCGCCUGGAGUUCCAGUCGAGAACCAGCUCAAGUUUGCAUGCUUCUUGAAACCCUUUACCACGCCUUUGAUGAUGUUGCCAAGAAGCGACGCGUAUUUAAGGUAGAAACUGUUGGUGACUGUUACGUAGCCGUCUCAGGACUGCCCGACCCUCGCAAGGACCACGCUGUGGUCAUGGCGCGCUUUGCCAAGGACUGUAUGCAUAGAAUGCACUUUCUCACGAAAAGGCUGGAAGUCUCCCUUGGUCCCGACACUGCAGAGUUGUCACUACGAAUCGGGUUGCACAGUGGACCAGUCACUGCUGGUGUACUCCGUGGUGAACGAUCUCGCUUUCAGCUAUUUGGCGACACAAUGAACACAGCAUCUCGCCUAGAAUCGACUGGUCUUCGAGAUCGAAUUCAAAUUUCUCAAGAUACGGCCAAUAUCCUUAUUCGAGCAGGGAAAGCGGAAUGGUUCAAACCUCGCGACGAUGUUGUCGUGGCGAAGGGUAAAGGUGAAAUUAAAACGUAUUGGCUCUCCGUUGGAGAAAAAGGCAACGGAACGUCUGCAACAGAGUCAACGCAUAACAGUGAAGAUGGUGGUUUUAAUUCCCUUGCACAAACUCUCGGUGGUAGCGACAUCGACGGCGCAGGAUCGGGUCAUCAAAUUUAUCGACUUGCUUCCGAGAAGGCAACUAGGCUGAUUGACUGGAACGUUGAUAUCCUUGCUAGACUUCUAAAACAAAAAAUGGCUAGUCGCAAAAUGUCAGUAUUUCGAAGUGGAGCUGUGCAUUCUUCUGUGCAUGAGGCGAAUAUAGUCGGCACUGUGCUCGACGAGGUGAAGGAAACGAUAAAUUUGCCUGCCUUUGAUAUCAGAUCCGUCAAACACCAACAGGAUCCUGAUGCUAUUGAGCUCGCACCAGCAGCUACGUAUCAGCUUCGCGAAUACGUGUCAAAUGUCGCAGCAAUGUAUAAAGACAACUCGUUCCAUAACUUCGAACAUGCGUCGCACGUAACAAUGUCCGUGGUCAAGCUCCUAUCGCGUAUCGUGGCGCCAGCGGACGUUGUUGUUCAGAACGAAGGUCAGAAGAAAGCAAUCUUUGCGUCCAAGCUUCACGAUCACACAUACGGCAUCACUUCCGAUCCACUGACGCAGUUUGCUUGCGUUUUCUCGGCACUCAUUCACGAUAUCGACCAUAGCGGUGUACCCAACACACAACUGAUAAAGGAGGGCUCAAAGAUCGCAACAUUCUACAAGAACAAGAGCGUAGCCGAACAGAACUCGGUCGACUUAGCCUGGGAUCUUCUAAUGGAUUCCACUUUCGAAGAUCUUCGGAAUUUAAUAUUUUCCACUCAGGACGAAAAAGACCGUUUCCGGCAGCUCGUCGUCAAUUCUGUUAUGGCUACGGAUAUUAUGGACAAGGAUCUAAAGCAGCUGCGCAACGCUCGUUGGGAACAGGCUUUCUCACGGGAUCAUUUAGAAGAAAACAGUCGAGAGAAUACUAACCGAAAGGCGACGAUUGUGAUUGAGCAUUUGAUCCAAACAUCAGAUGUGGCUCAUACGAUGCAGCACUGGCAUAUUUACCGCAAGUGGAACGAGAAGCUGUUUGUGGAAAUGUACAAUGCCUUCGAAAACGGUAGAGCCGAUAAGAAUCCAGCGGAUUUUUGGUACAAGGGCGAGCUUGGACUUUUCGACUUCUAUAUUAUUCCUUUGGCGAAGAAGCUGAAGGAUUGCGGUGUGUUUGGUGUUUCAAGUGACGAGUAUCUCAACUACGCCAUGCGAAAUAGACAGGAAUGGGAAGACCGUGGCCAGCAAGUCGUCCGCGAAAUGAUGGCCGCGAUAGGGAUCAACCGUGAAUGA